Molecule: messenger RNA, 4637 nt
Organism: Siniperca chuatsi (mandarin fish)
Lineage: Eukaryota; Metazoa; Chordata; Actinopteri; Centrarchiformes; Sinipercidae
Gene: rab39bb
Product: RAB39B, member RAS oncogene family b
Exons: 4
Coding region: 542-1183 (213 amino acids)
Biological process (GO): Rab protein signal transduction
Cellular component (GO): Golgi membrane
Molecular function (GO): GTP binding; GTPase activity
Source: RefSeq, a predicted model, not a curated record
UUUCAUCAGCAGCGAAACCCUACAAACACACAGCAAACACAGAAAUGAGACCGCGGGAUUCCCCUCUGACAGCGCGCAUCCUGCCUUCAUAAACAUCCACGUUUCACGGUGUCGAAACAGAGAACUGGGACUUGUUUGUGGUUUAUUCGUGGCUCCGGGUGAAAGCGCAAGAUCCUGUUUUUACUGCACCUGCUCUGGAUGCGUUUUUCUUUCCGCUCUGACUCUGAUCGGGCCUGACAUUAACAAGGAAACCAGCCCGGACUCCAGGGCCUACUGCUGUACACCAGCCUCUGUUUACGGGCUUUAAGGCAAACAUCGACUCCCGGAGGCUUUGUCGGAGUUUCGGUUUUUUUUUGCUGCGUCCCGAGGAUCGAUCCAGCCAGACUCGUCGGUGCCAUGAAGCCCACAUCAGCCUGGUCCUGAACGGCGCAAGGAAAAAGCAUAAGAAGAGCAACCAUUCUGGCCUGAACUCCACUACUCCAAGCCGACCGACAGACAGACAGUCACACCGGUAAGAGCGACAGACAGGCACAGCCAAGUCAUGGAGGCGAUAUGGCUCUAUCAGUUCCGGCUGAUCGUCAUCGGGGACUCCACGGUGGGCAAGUCGUGUCUGAUCCGGCGGUUCACAGAGGGCCGCUUCGCCCAGGUGUCGGACCCCACCGUCGGCGUGGACUUCUUCUCCAGGCUGGUGGAGAUCGAGCCGGGCAAGCGGAUCAAGCUGCAGAUCUGGGACACCGCGGGUCAGGAGCGCUUCAGGUCCAUCACCAGGGCUUACUACCGUAACUCUGUGGGCGGGCUCCUUCUGUUCGACAUCACCAACCGCCGGUCCUUCCAGAACGUCCAUGAUUGGCUGGAGGAGGCUCGCAGCCAUGUCCAGCCACACAGCAUCGUCUUCCUAUUGGUGGGGCACAAGUGUGACCUGGAGGCACAGCGCCAGGUGAGCCGUCAGGAAGCAGAGAAGCUGGCGGGGGCGUACGGGAUGCGCUACGUUGAGACGUCGGCCCGUGACGCCAUCAAUGUGGAGCAUGCCUUCACCGAGCUGACCAGAGACAUCUUCGCCUUGGUGCGGUCCGGCGAUAUCACAAUCCAGGAGGGCUGGGAGGGCGUGAAGAGCGGGUUUGUCCCCAAUGUGGUUCACUCCUCGGAGGAAGUGACCAAGAGUGACCGCCGCUGUCUAUGUUGAUCUGGGAAGAGUCUUGGGACUGAAGGUGAAAAGGGGAGGGAUCCAGGCAGGAUACAGAGGGGAGUGGCUGACGGACUGAGGUGUCAGCCCUCUGACUGAAACUGUUGGAAACCCUCUGUUGUUGUUUCUUCAGACUGGAUACAGAAGGGGAUGUUUGAGGAAUUUCAAUGAAAAGGCUGGUAGAAUGUGGAGAAGAACACCUUGAACGUGGGUGGAUAGCUGAAGGGUUGUGCCCAUUUCUGUUUACUUUUUAUUUCUCAGAGAGGAAGGAUCACAGAUGCUCAUUUACUUGCGAGGGCUCCCAUGAUUAAUUUCCUUUAGUUUUGGUUUGGGCUUCUUGCCUGAAAAUCCCUCCCUGAAAGGCCUUAGAAAGGGGAUCCAUUUUGGUUCUUCACCAAAAUACAAUGAAACUCUUGACUUGUUUAAUCUUUCUUUCUCCCAUUAUCUCUUCCUUCACCUCUCCUCCAACUACUUCUCAAUCUUCUCCUCUCCUCCAAUAUGCAAUUACAUGAUCACAUACGAAACGAUCACUUUUACGUUGGUGUCCAACAUCAUCCUAGCACAUAUCUUUCGAAAAAAGUUUAGUCAGCACUGUUAGAUUCAACCUCCCUGUUGAACAAGAGUUGUGUUUCUCUUGUGCUGACAUUUUGCUCCACAUUCCACUAUCACAGCUCAAUGGAGGAGUCCUGGAGGUCCUAAAUAUAAUGAGGGAAGACCGAUUUCUUUCCUGGAGCUGUGAUUUUGUUGCCAGAGACCACAUUAUUUCUCUUUGGAGCAAUUUAGGCCUCCAGUGAGCUCAAUGACAUUGACUAGAUGGUUAUAUCCACUAUCAUUCUGCUAAAUACCACACUAUAACAAACAAAACAUUGUCACCCAUGCAGUUCCUAAUGGACCCCUUAAGCAGGAAGAGACAAAGUGUACAGCUUAACUGACCGAGGUGGACUUGUUGGACUAGCUUAACAUUUCCUACCUGUCUGCCUUUAACUGGGGAUUUGUUAAGGUGGACCAAUAGGAAUGUUGGAGCCAGAAAGCACCUUAACAGCCAAGUCCACCUUAACUAUGGAGCCUCAUUUGGGACUUUGGAAGGGUGCUAAACAAGCCGGCGAUAAUUUAUUUCUUGAAAGCAAAGCAAACAGAGAGGGACCAGACCACGGACUUCACAAAAGAACCACAUUAUCCACAAUGCACGCAUAUGGACAAUAUAAUCAUGCAAAGAAAGUAGUCCAAUUGGCAGGCAUUAAAUCAAGCCAACACAGAUACAGGCACGGGGAAACUACAAGGUUAAAUUUUGUUCUGAGCAAGUGGUUUAUAUGCCUUUUUUAUAUGUGUACGCAAGUGUAAUAUCUCAUCAAACCUUUAUUUUCAUUUUAAUACACUCAAAUGCUACAGGUUGAUGUAACCACCAUAGUUACUUGGGAAAUCUGCAGUUCAAAGACGCAACUUACACUUUGAAACUUCAUGCCUUGAAGGUGGAUUAAGAUGCAUUCUAGGUAAGAAUGCAUCUGUCUUGGAGAGACAUACACUCAGUUGCCAUUGUAUUAAGUAACCCUUACUAAAACUAAUACAGUCAAAUACAAGGCAAUAAAUCCUACCUGCAUGAAGGUUAUAAUGUUCAGUUUUUGUUGAAAUUGUUUUAGAGAGGUGUUGAUUCAAUGAUCAUUUUGGAGGUUGUAGUUUGUGGUGCUGGUGAAUUGUAUUGUGUUACCCUUGUUGAUAUAAUUGUGUUGGACAAAAUAUUAUAACCCCCUCAGUAUGAUGCAACCUACUUUAACAGCAUGAUAAACUACAGCCUCCACAAUCACCAUGAAGUUGAAUCAACACCUCUCUAAAAUGGGUCCAAACAAAAACCGAACAUUAUAAUCUUGAAGGUAGGAUUUAUUAGAGGACAGCUGUAUUAGACUGCAUUCAUUUUAGCUAGCCGUACCUAAUAAACUGGCCACUGAGUGUAUGUAAUCUUCAUUCCUUCCUAGUGUAACUCUGUCAAUAAGCAGUCUGUGAAGGUAGUAGCUCACAGUGUCUGUCCCUGUGAUAAUGGCAGCUGAAAUUACACUGAAUUUAGCAGUCGUCCCCCACUGUCUCAUUAGCAACAGGCAGAAAGUGGCUCCAGUGAUUUCAACACACAUGAUCAUACAGAAGGUGUAACAUGCUGUUGUAACAUUUGUCUGAUCCCUGACACAUGAAAUGACGAGUGUAAAUGGGAUAAAAGAGUAGAUCCAAAGUGUAUCACGUUGGACAAUAAACCACUGCUAUGGUAAUGAGACAAGCGGCGAGGUCACAGCAGGUGUUUGCCAUCACCAAAACAAGACAUAACACCUGUUAUGACAUUACUGUUUAAGGUUUGCCUAACAUACUUAGGGUUUAAAUUGCCAUUUUCUGCCCUAUGUGUUUCUAUGUGAAUUAACCUUUUAAGUAGGCAUUUCUUUAACUGAUACAUUAAUGUUCGCUCAAGAUGUCAGGCCAGUUAAUGACAUUUCUCUAUAUGCCAAGGAAAAUCAGAGACAAUGAAUCGUACGGUUACAUUGGCUUGUAGACCAUGCAGACAUACAUGCAGCAGGGCAAAACAUAGAAAAUGCCAUUUACUGUAAAGGUGUUUUCAAGGAACAUCAAAAAUCAUGUGAGUUGGAGAGGAGAAAUGUCUGCUUGACUGAUAACACCAGUAAUCUACCGGUAGAUUCCCAUUCAAACUACAUAUUCUUAUGAGAUUAGCACUGGACCAAAAUAUAUUAAUUUGUUUUAUGUUUUUGUGAGUCACAUCAACCUAUAUAUUGCUGACAAGGAACAGAGAGACUUUUAGCAUUGUUAGCAAUUAAAUGUACACUACCAUAUCUACCUUAAGUACCAGGUGGUUUGGUGUAGAUCUAUAUUUCUAUACACCUUUUUUUUGCAGAAUUCUUGUUUAAGCUUUUUUUUCUUUUCAUAGAAAAGAAAUAUGAUUUGAUUAGCAUUUCAUUUUUCAACCCCCUUAAUCUGAUACACAUGCCUAUGUUGAUCCUUGCUAUAUUUCUUUUUUAAAUGAAUUCAUUUAAUGCCUUUCUCCCUGCAGUUAAUAAUUACAGACCUCUGUAGAUCUGAGGAAACUGUAUGUGCUUCAUUUUCUCACACUGUAUGCCUUCAUUUUACAUGUCUCCAAAGAGUUCUGCUUGUGUUAUCUUAUUUUUACAUGAAUGUAUCAGUAGGGGAAAAGGUGAGAUUUUACACCGAGUUGUCAUAUAAGAAAGGUGUGAAUGUGUUAAUGAGAAACACUUCCAGUCAAUGCGACACACCCUUCUCCUUACAAAAAGCUUUGACAAAGGUGAUCAUAAUGUUUUGAGACUUGAUUGAAAAUCAUUCAAAUGACAGUCAAUUUCCACGGCUAUACACAUUGCAUUAUUCCUUACUGACAUGAGUGAAAUGUUGCCAGACAGAAAAGAUCGAUCUGCAAAAACCCUUCCAGGAAUAAAAAAAAAAAGCCUGA